CUGUCGAUUGAUCUCCAUCGACACAAAACGUUUUGAACUGCUAACAAAUCUAAAUCUUCCCAUCACGUAGAAACUUAAAGAAUAUAUAAAAAGGGUCCAUCUCUGCUGUGUUCAACAUAUACCUAUAUAAAUCAUAUAUCUAGUGGGCGUUCCUCACUACCUGUGAGCCUGCAGCUCAAACAGCAAACGGUUAGUGAUGUACAUGAGGCAGGGAAGUAUGAUCGACUAGACGUCACUGAGUUUCAAAUUCACGUGAGAUUUUUGUAAAGUUUGUUCGUAAAUCGUUUAAUUUAUAUUUAUGUUUUUUACUUUCUGAUAACGAUGGUGGCUGGGGAGACUUAAAUCAAAUGUGAUAACUUAAUGGUAAAAAUCAACUGGAUCUGACUUUAUUAAAAAACGAUAAAACUAACAAACAUUAUUCAGACCUUAAACUUUCACGAAUCAUGGCAAUUGAAAUCUCCAUGCAAUAUUCUAACCAAGGUUCAUAAAUUGAUAGUAAUUACAGUAACAAUUAAAUAAAAAGAAUAAUUGACAAUGAAAAAAAAGACCAUGGAAGAUGAAGGUAACACCACUACUGGGCUAACAACAAUUCUCCAGAACUUAGAACGGGUUACUACGGAAAUGAGUAAAGCUAUUUACAAUGGGACAACCUCCGUGGAUUAUCCCACAAUUUCAGAUUCUGUCAACGAAACUACGCAAGUGGAUGUGUUGAAGGCUGUCGCUACACCAUCAACAACUAAUUCAACAAGGAGUUGUACGACAACAACUACUGAGGAACCAUUUGAUGAGUUUGGUCCACCUGAUGGAGUGGAAUACAUAUUUGUCCCCCUCGGGGUGAUGAUAUUCGUGGUGAUACUCACUGCAGUGGUAUUGAUAAUAUCAAGAAAACGAAGAAUGGAGCGUCUGAGACACAGGCUCAUGCCCCUGUACAACUUUGACCCAGGCGAGGAGGGUGAGGAUGAUUGGGAAACCGAAUUACUUGAUGAAGGACUCGGAAGGGCCCAGAGACGAAAUUGAAUUAUUUCAGCAAGGGUAUCAGUCGAUGGAUAAUGAAGAGAAUACCGAAUUAUUUAACCACUGACGCACGAUUCGUCGUGACUGCAGUGAUAAAAAUGAUGAUAAUCCCAUGAGGAUACCACAUCAUUUCUUGAAUGCCAAAGAUGGCAAUGAGGAAGGUGUGGAAUUGCAGUCCAUCGACGAAGAUGUGUGCUGACAGUGCUCUCGCACUACGAAAAUUUAGCCGAUUAUUUGAAUUGCGCCAUUUUCACACAGAAUUCAUAACACUUGGUACUAUUUCAUUCUUUAAAUUGAGGAGUGAUGUUGAUUUAGUAGAUAUGAUUGAGUGUCGAAAAACUCGGAUCAACGAUUUUCGUCAUACUUAACAUCCUAUUGAUGAAAGUGGGGGAAAGAAGUGGCACAGGACAAUGUAUGAACUGUCCGCACCUUUUGCGAAAUUUAUCAAAAUAUUCUACUAUAGGUGGGCACUGAAGUAUAAUUUUUGUUUGGGCAGUUAUGUCUGAGUUUCUCAAUAGAGUACUCAGGCCAGACUUAGAGGAAAACUCCUAGCAUAUCUGCCAAGGAAUUUCAUUUUCUAUGUUCUAUUUCUAUUUCAAAACUAUAUGUAAAAAACUUGACGGAAGGUUAUCCAAGUCGAGAAAUUUUCAUGAAGACUAUCUGAACAGAUUAAAGUCUGUGAGGAUAUCGACAUCUUAAUUUUUCGCAAAAUAAAAACUUCUCCAAAUCUUUCUACAUUCUAAUCUCUCUGAAUUUUUUAAAAGUAUUUUAUAGCUCAUAUUUCUAUAAAACAAGCAGUGUGGCAGGUUCCAUGCAAUUGUUACUCUAUGUUUGACGUUUGUUUGUUCAUUUUUAUCGAAAAAUUUAUGUGAUAGAAUGCUUUCUAAUACAUUUGUUUAUGUGAAAAACUGUUAAGUAGAUAAGAAAUUCUGACUUUUAAUUAAAAACUCAUGACUGUAGUAUCCAAGCAAGUGAGUUUCAAGACAAGUAGAACCAAAAACGGUCAUUCCUAUGGAACACAUAAACACGAAUCCUUUCAGGCUACAUCAGCUUGCGAAAUACUGGAAAGUUAAUCAUUGUCGCGAUUUGGUAAUAAUAAUUAACUUGGUUAUGUAAUGUAUCGAUCACGAAUAAUCCUAUUUUUAAUAUCUUUCGAUUUAAAUCAGAUUGUUAGAAUAGAUUCCACAAAGAAUAUGCUGUAAAUCAACAACGAAUCUUACAAUUACGAUUAUGUUUUGUGAUAGAAUGACGAAGUCACUGGUAUCAUUGUACUGUCAAUCACGAUUAAAUUACUUUCAAUAACUAUUUUUUACGUGAUUGCUGUAACGAACCAGUUUUGGGGCAAAUACAUUAUUACUGACGAUAAACUAAAUCUUGCACGGUGUCAAAAGGUCGGGUUGAUUAAAGUCUAUAUUCAGAAAACAGUCCUAAAAUUUAGUCAUUUCCUUGUGAGAAAUCUUAAAUUAAUGAACGUAGAACCGAGACUACAUACACAUUUCGUCUAAAAACUUCAAUGUGGGAAAAUAGUGUUCAGUUGCAAAAAUAAAGUUUGUGGAAUACGUUCCUUCAGAUAUACGUAAGGGAUUCUGGAGUAAAAAGGAAAUUAAUUACGAGUGGUUCCAUUGUUAAUUAAUUGGUUUCCUUCACCAAACACAACUACAUUAAUGAAGCAUUUGGCAUUUAAAUUAGUGGAUAGACUGGCACAAAGCAAAAGCGUACAUGACGUAAAAAAACGUAAAUGAUCAUGGACAUUUGUGGAUGGGAUUUAAGAACCCUAUUGGGCUGUGCUUCGACAGUGUUUUUGCGCUAAAUUCAUCACGUUGUUAAUUUAAAAAUUGAAUGUCUUCGAAGCCAACUAUUUUACAAUCACCGUGAUAAUAAUUGAAUGACUUUCGACAACGGGUUUUUCUUGCUUUCCAUUAUUAUUGAGUGGUUCACGAAAGAUAUUCAACAGUUUUUAUUGUGACACCAAUUUAAAUAAAGAGAUAUCCAUAUUACCCCGCGCUCCCCUGUAGUUAACGAAUAUAGUUUUCCUUCGAUUCCUUGAAUCGUCCUACACCAAUCCACCAUUAUCCCGAUUUCAGGGCUUAAAAAUAAAUGGGUGAUCGAAAAAAAAUAUCACAAAUGUUUGAAAUAAUGAGAUAGUCCUAAAUAACUAUUUGAAAAACUUUUAUCAAUAUCCAAUACUUUGACAAGUGUCAACCAUUGCUGGAAAAAAAUACCAAUCAUGCAAUGUAUGUUAAUCAUAAUUCUUGAACUUAGAGAGAACGAUUGUUCAUUAAAUGUGCAAAAUUUACAUGAAAAGGCCGAUCGAUUCGUCGUUGUCAUUUCUAGUUCGCGCAACUAAUAUGGUUCAAAUGACAGCUUUAAAAUGUGGAGUAUUAACCGGAAAUUGUCAAACGGAAUGAAAUUCAAAGUUUUUUCCAGGCGGACGUUCUCAAAAUAGUACUUAAAACUGCACUUUAUCAUCAAGCUUGAAAAUUAUAUCAGUUAUAGUUUUCAGUAAAUUAUGUUCAUAUUUUUUAGAUAUGACUUACACGUAAGUUGAAAAAAAUAGAAAAAUCUCAAAAUUGCAUCCAUUAAUCGGUACAUGACAAAAGAAGACAAGGCAAUACAAUAUUGAACAAUCAAUAGAAUCAAGUGUACUACAGCUGCAUGCUUAUGAUUACGGAUUGUAUCUUUCAACGUGCCAAAGACUGGGCAAGUCGGCGACAAAAUCCGAAUCUUAAAAAAUUAAAAAAUGCCAAUGUGCAAUAAAUAAAAAAAUAUAUCUUUCACUUAACAUAUAUGACUACUUAUGAAAUACGUACGUAUUGCAGAACACGACAAUCUGUGGUGUCAAUUGCAUAAUUAUUGAUUUUUUAAAUUAACGGAUAAUGAAUAAUUCUUUGAUUAGAUUCAGAGGAGAAACAAUUCUGGGAAUAUUCAAUACUCGUCUUUCUGUACUGGAUUAAGCUAAGAUUAUCUUCGAUUUUGUCUGAAACUUUACCUGUGAUAGACUCGACUGUUACGCAAUUUUUGAAUCUUUGGCGAAGUUAUGGUGAGAGACAAGUACAAAAAUUUCAUACAGAUUAUUUUUUUCUUCUUUCUCAUUUCGACCAAUUAGAGUGUCGCAUUUGAAGUGGCGUCAUACUUUCCCCAUCGCUCCUACUUUGAUGUAAUCUACUCUGCCUCGGGUGAAUUAUCAAAGUGAUAAUUCCACACUAGCCUAUCAAUUGUUCUCCCAUUUUUAACGAACACCAGAUUUCCCACAUAUCCGUCAUAUGCUUCACGUUAGCCCAAAUAUGGCACUCUAAUCGGUCAAAAGCAGAAUACACAAAAAAAUGCUCCGAAUACAUUUCGACUGUAAAAAUAAAUUGAAUACAUUGCUUUUCUGGUUAAGGAUUCUCGUCAGAAGUUUUGCAUUAGAACCCCUCUGGCAUAAAAGAAUAUCUAUCAAAAAAUAUGUCAUAAGUUUCAUCGUCUCGGGCUACGAUGCCGGAUUAGUUCCCUUAUCUUUGAAAUGGCUCGUUCCCUUGAUAUCUAGAGACUAACAUCAAGUAAAUCUUUUCGUGAUUCACGGGAUUCAUUAAGAGCCCCAAAUAGGAUGUUCUUGUAGCCGCUUGUUCCAAUAUAUUCACGAAAUAAUCAGCGAAAUUAUUUUGGAUUCAACGCUUCGCAUUCUGAUUCUUGGAUAAUUGUUAAAUACCUCCAUGAAUGUUGGAAACAAUCAACUCUAUCUAUUUUUAUUAACUCGGUAUAAUGCAAUGUGUAUUGUUGCAGUAAUGAAUUAGCCAAUUGCACAGAGUAGUAGCCAUUUUUCUGUUCAUGCUAAAAAACAAAUAUUUUAAGCAUUAUUUGCAGAAGGAAUUGUAGAUGAUAAUGUAGUAGUUCUAUACAAUAAAAUUCACAUAGCUGGCCUAUUAAUUAUGUAAUAGAAAUUAUUCAAUACUCGUUUAGUCAUAUUGUAAUUUGCCAGAUAUAAGAGCAUAGCUCAAAUAUUGAAAUUAUUUUCGUCACAAAAAGUCAAUGUUCAAUAGUUUGAGUGAUUCAAAAUCUCCAACUAAACAUAAAAGUGUUCAGAAAAUUGAAAAAUUCAGAAUAAAAAGAAAAAUUAAGCUAAAAAAAAUAUUCUUCAACGUGAGAAUGAUGUUUUUCGUUUAAGAUAUUUUUCCAUCACAACUACAGGAUGCACUAAUUAAAUAAGAGUAUUUUGUGAAUUUAUUUACUUUAAUACAAAUUUUACAUUCACACAAUGUUACUGUCUCAGAAACGGGCCUCUGUUGUACAUUUGUUUGCGUUAUUAUUACAUUUUUUCCAUUCCAUUUUUUUGACAAUUGCAGUAUGUUGAAAUAGACUUCACGCAUUCAUAACAUACUAAAGAGUAUUUUACUAUUUUGCAUUUCUUUAAAAAUUUUCGUUUCUAAUUACUCUUAU
Diachasmimorpha longicaudata is the source of this 5430-nucleotide messenger RNA. Its product is annotated as small integral membrane protein 29-like. Lineage: Eukaryota; Metazoa; Arthropoda; Insecta; Hymenoptera; Braconidae. Bases 535 to 1017 code for a protein of 160 amino acids. The transcript is spliced from 3 exons. The record is from RefSeq and is a predicted model, not a curated record.